AUGCCUCGCGCUGACCUGCAAGAUCUAUACGCCCAUUUGCACUCAUCCCUGAAGACCAGACGUCAGGUCUUUUAUAGUUGGUUCACACAUCCCUGGUGCAUGCCACAUGAAAUGGUCUGCAUGCCAUAUGCAGGACUUGUUGACAUUGACCCUCAUAUCAGUAUCAGCUUUCAUGAACGAAAUGAGUUGAUACAAUACAUUGAAGAGCUCAAAUACCUCGAAAACACCGAGCACGAAGACGAAGACGACUUUAUGGCGCUUCAAAUCAUCCCCCUAGAUGGCUUAAGACAAUCCAUGACAAAGCAAGUCUUCAAGAGUACCUACCUGAUUUCCCGAGAAGAGCCUAACUUGGAGAUUGUCGGUACACUCUUUGUUGAGAAUUCGUCCCUCCGCGUGCGGAAUAAGUAUAGUGUCAGUUUGGAGGAUGAGUAUCUAGGCACUGAUCCCCUUCUAUGGAUAAAACAAAAUUUUGAGAAAUCUAAGAUGGGGUUUUCAUUAUGGUCUGGGAAGACAUGGCAGGGUCUCCCAUCUUCUCCACGUGCCCGCAUUACAUGCGUGAAAUUAGCCGAUAAACUCGUAGUGACAAUUACUCGUGAUCUAGGAGAGGCUGAAUGGCCGGAUCGGCUAUGA
Penicillium arizonense is the source of this 630-nucleotide messenger RNA. RefSeq lists its product as uncharacterized. The record is from RefSeq and is a predicted model, not a curated record. Bases 1 to 630 code for a protein of 209 amino acids. Lineage: Eukaryota; Fungi; Ascomycota; Eurotiomycetes; Eurotiales; Aspergillaceae. The transcript has a single exon.